AUGUUGAAUUCAUUCGUUUUCAAUGAUCUUUUCCCUUUCUCUCUCUUCUUUUUUCUCUCUUUAUUUUCUCUAUUUCUCUCUCUUUUUCUCUCUAAAUUUCUCUCUCUUUUUUCUUUUCUUCUCUUCUCUCUCUUUUCUCUCUUUCUUCUUUCUCUCUUUCAAUUAGGCAACUUUUCUCUUUUUUCUAAUUUUUUUAACUGGAUUUUCGAUUUCUUUCUUCUCCUUUUUUUUUUUUUCACUUUGUGCACUUUGUUUUGGUUCGAUUUUGUUGUUCAGCGUUCACUUUGCCAGUUUUCAAAUUUCUUUUGUUUUCAUUUUUUUUUGUUCAUUUUAUCUCUCUUUCUUUCUCUUUUUUCAAUUCUUUUAAAUUUCUUUCUCUUUUUUUCUUUCUUUUCUUUUCUUUCUUUUCUUUCUCUUUCGUCUUUCAUUUCUUUCUUUUUUUCUUGUUCAUUUUCUCUCUUUUUCUUUCAUUCCUUUCUCUUUCUUUCUUUUUAUUCAUUUUUCUCUUCGAAAUUUUCAUUCUUCUCUUUUUUUUUUUUCUUUCUCUCUCUUUUUCUUUUUCUUUCUCUCUCUUUCUUUCAUUCUUUCUCUCUCUUUUCAUUUUUUUUUUCUCUUUUUCUUUUUUUUUUUCUUUUUUCUCUUUUUUUUCUUUUCAUUCUUUCUCUCUGUCUUUCUUUUCUUUUCUUUCUCUUCUUUUUUUCAUUUCAAUCUCUUUCUUUCAUUUUUUUUUUUUCUUCUUUCUUUUCUUUUUUUUCUCUCUUUCUUUUUUUUUCUUUCUUUUUCUUUCUUUCUUUUCAUUCUCUUUCUCUUUUUUUUCAAAAUUCUCUCUCUUUCUUUUGUUCAUUCUUUUUUCUUUUUUCCUUUUUGUUUUCUUUUAAACUUUUUCUUUUUUUUUUCUUUUUCUUUUCAUUUUCUUUUUUUUUUUUUUUUUUUUUUUUUCUUUUCAUUCUUUCUUUUUCAUUCUUUUUUUUUCUUUCUUUUCUUUUCUCUUUUUCUUUCUCUCUUCUUCGUUCUUUCUCUUCUUCUCUCUUUCUUUCUUUCUCUCUCUUUUUUUUUCAUUCUCUCUCUCUCUCUCUUUCUUUCAUUUUUUUUCUUUUUUUUUUUUUCUCUGUACUUCAUUUCUUUUCCUUUUCAAUCUCUUUCUUUCUUUUUUUUCUAAUCUUUCUCUCUCUUUCUUUCUCUUUUCUCUCUCUCUGUCAUCUCUCUUUCUCUGAUUUUUCUUCUCUUUCUUUCAAAUUUCCUCUUCUCUCUUUCUUUCUUUUUUCGUGUUCUCUUCUCUCUCUUAUUUCUUUCUCUCUUUCAUAA
This is a messenger RNA of Acanthosepion pharaonis, 1305 nucleotides long. Lineage: Eukaryota; Metazoa; Mollusca; Cephalopoda; Sepiida; Sepiidae. The record is from the annotation of a GenBank genome assembly.